AUGACUCGCCCGGGACUAGGCUUUGUUCGGAGGCUGACCGCAAUCACCCAUGGUUGCGCUUCUCAGCAAAACGCACACGUUUGUCUUGUCUUAGGGGGCACAGGGCUUCUGGGUAGGGCUCUACGAGCGACUGUAGAGGAAUUAGAGGAGCAGGCUGGUGAUUUGGAGGGCUACCACUUCGUAUUUGUUGGGUCAAAGGAAGCGGACCUGAGAGUUCGGCAAGAAACAGAAUCCCUCUUCCAAAAGUAUCAGCCCAGUGCCAUCAUUCACUUGGCCGCCAGAGUUGGGGGUCUCUACGAAAAUAUGAAAAAUAAUGAGGCAUUCCUCCGUGAUAAUGUGCUGAUUAACACCAAUGUCGUCCGGGCUGCUUUGGAAGCACGGGUACCUCGGGCGAUCUUUUGCCUUUCCACAUGUGCUUAUCCGGAAACAGUUCCACAGCUUCCCCUAGUUGAGGAGUACCUCCACUUGGCUCCGUCUCACCCUUCAAAUGAAGGAUAUGCAGCAGCUAAGCGCUUACUGGAACAACAGGUUCGCUUUAGUCGGAAGCAGCUCCAGGAAGAUAAUCCCGGCGACGGAACUCCCCUCAUCGUGCGAGGCACGGGCGCUCCCUUAAGGCAAUUUCUUUUCAGCGACGACGCAGCGCGGCUGCUUCUGCUCUUGCUCGUCAAGCGACAGAUUCCCGAGACACACACCUUGUUAAACAUGUGCCCCGACUUGGAGGAUAGCGAGAUCUCAAUAGGGGAAUUGGCGUCGAUCAUCAAGCGCUGCGCGCAGUUUGACGGCCCAAUAGAGUUUGACGAUUCCUCUGCUGAAGGGGUCCAAAGAAAGCCGGCAGACAACUCGAAGUUGAGGGCGGUGGUCGGCCACGAAUUUCUCUUCACUCCUUUAGAAGAAGGUAUACAGAAGACUAUCGACUGGUUCAGAGAGAACUCUGCAAUUGCUCGUACCUGA
Molecule: messenger RNA, 951 nt
Organism: Eimeria acervulina
Lineage: Eukaryota; Apicomplexa; Conoidasida; Eucoccidiorida; Eimeriidae
Product: GDP-L-fucose synthetase, putative
Exons: 10
Coding region: 1-951 (316 amino acids)
Molecular function (GO): GDP-L-fucose synthase activity
Source: RefSeq, a predicted model, not a curated record